CGAUUCCAAAGACCCAUUUGCAAACCAAACCCUCUCAAACUCGAAGCAUAUUCCGUUUUCUCCAGGGACUCCAAUUCUCUGCGGGAAAAUACGGAUACUUUACUUUGAUCCCUGUUUCUCCUUCACAAACUUCAUCGAAAAAUAGAUUUUCUUCAACUGAAUCCAAUAUUCUGUCUUUCUACAGCUACAAAUAAAAGCCCUCAAUUUUUUUAAGUUCUAAAGUUUUAUUCAAAUUGGUGUUUGCAUUAACGAUCGAUUCUGUAUAUAUAUACACUGCCUAUGGCUCUUCCUCUCGGCAAGCUCACUCUCAUCGUUGGAGCAGGCCUUGCCGGGUCAAUUCUUGCUAAGGAAGGACGCAUAUCUGACGUGUCUGGAUUUUUCUCUGGUGCUUUUAAGAUUUUGAAGAAACUACAGCGAGAUGAUUCAACCAUUUCAAAUGCCAAACCAAAGAAUGAUUCUUUGUUGCGACAGGUUAAUAGCUUGAGGGAGGAGCUGCAACUGUUGGCAUCAAGUAGAUCUGUUACCAUUGUUACAUCAAAUACUUCAGGUUUCUGUUGUCAUAAAUUCAUAUUUCGCAUGAAAGCAAUGAUAAUGUAAUGCAUCUUUCUGGAA
Olea europaea var. sylvestris is the source of this 612-nucleotide messenger RNA. RefSeq lists its product as uncharacterized. The transcript is spliced from 4 exons. The record is from RefSeq and is a predicted model, not a curated record. Bases 280 to 597 code for a protein of 105 amino acids. Lineage: Eukaryota; Viridiplantae; Streptophyta; Magnoliopsida; Lamiales; Oleaceae.